Molecule: messenger RNA, 3885 nt
Organism: Sander lucioperca (pikeperch)
Lineage: Eukaryota; Metazoa; Chordata; Actinopteri; Perciformes; Percidae
Gene: kcnh1b
Product: potassium voltage-gated channel, subfamily H (eag-related), member 1b
Exons: 11
Coding region: 126-2993 (955 amino acids)
Biological process (GO): potassium ion transmembrane transport; regulation of membrane potential
Cellular component (GO): membrane
Molecular function (GO): delayed rectifier potassium channel activity
Source: RefSeq, a predicted model, not a curated record
GAGAGAGAGAGAGAGAUGUAGAGAGAGAGAGAGAGAGAGGCGGGCAGGCUGCUACUCUGCAGCGCGCGGGGCUCGUGCAGCAUCAGAAAUGUGAGCCUCGCGCUGCAGGAGGACGUCACGGCAGGAUGGCGGGAGGACGGCGGGGUCUCGUGGCCCCUCAGAACACCUUCCUGGAGAACAUCGUCCGCCGGUCCAACGACACGAACUUCGUGCUGGGGAACGCUCAGAUCGUGGACUGGCCCAUCGUCUACAGCAACGACGGCUUCUGCAAACUGUCCGGGUACCAUCGAGCCGAGGUGAUGCAGAAGAGCAGCACCUGCAGCUUCAUGUAUGGAGAGCUGACGGACAUAGAGACGAGUGAGAAGGUCCGGCAGACUUUUGAGGACUACGAGAUGAACUCUUUUGAGAUUCUCAUGUACAAGAAAAACCGGAUGCCGGUUUGGUUUUUCGUGAAGAUCGCGCCAAUCAGGAACGAGCAGGACAAAGUGGUCCUGUUUCUGUGCACCUUCAGUGACAUCACCGCCUUCAAGCAGCCAAUUGAGGACGACUCUUCAAAAGGUUGGGGUAAAUUUGCCCGUCUGACUCGAGCGCUGACCAGCAGCCGAGGAGUUCUUCAGCAGCUCGCUCCCACCGUCCAGAAAGGAGAGAACGUCCACAAACACUCUCGGCUGGCAGAGGUUCUCCAGCUGGGGUCGGACAUUCUGCCGCAGUACAAACAGGAAACCCCGAAGACGCCGCCGCACAUAAUCCUGCACUACUGCCUGUUCAAGACCACGUGGGACUGGGUGAUCCUCAUCCUGACCUUCUACACGGCCAUCAUGGUUCCCUACAACGUGUCCUUCAAGACCAAGCAGAACAACGUCACCUGGCUGGUGGUGGACAGCAUCGUGGACGUCAUCUUCCUCGUGGACAUCGUCCUCAACUUCCACACCACGUUCGUGGGGCCCGGCGGCGAGGUCAUCUCCGACCCCAAGCUCAUCCGCAUGAACUACGUCAAGACGUGGUUCGUCAUCGACCUGCUGUCCUGCCUGCCCUACGACGUCAUCAACGCCUUCGAGAACGUGGACGAGGGGAUCAGCAGCCUGUUCAGCUCUCUCAAAGUGGUGCGUCUGCUGCGUCUGGGCCGCGUGGCGCGGAAGCUGGACCACUACAUUGAGUAUGGCGCGGCCGUGCUGCUGCUGCUGGUGUGCGUGUUCGGACUGGCGGCCCACUGGCUGGCGUGCAUCUGGUUCAGCAUUGGAGACUACGAGGUGAUGGACGAGGACGGCGGCGGCGUGCGGAUGGACAGCUGGCUGUUCCUGCUGGGCGAGACGGUGGGCACGCCCUACAGGUUCAACACCUCGGGCUCGGGCCGCUGGGAGGGCGGGCCCAGCAAGGACUCGGUCUACAUCACGGCGCUGUACUUCACCAUGACCAGCCUCACCAGCAUCGGCUUCGGCAACAUCGCCCCCAACACGGACGGAGAGAAGAUCUUCGCCGUGGCCAUGAUGAUGAUCGGAUCGCUGCUGUACGCCACCAUCUUCGGUAACGUCACCACCAUCUUCCAGCAGAUGUACGCCAACACCAACCGCUACCACGAGAUGCUCAACAGCGUGCGCGACUUCCUCAAACUCUACCAGGUGCCCAAAGGCCUCAGCGAGCGCGUCAUGGACUACAUCGUGUCCACCUGGUCCAUGUCCAGAGGCAUCGACACAGACAAGGUGCUCCAGAUCUGUCCUAAGGACAUGCGAGCGGACAUCUGCGUCCACCUGAACAGGAAGGUGUUCAAGGAGCACCCGGCGUUCCGGCUGGCGAGCGACGGCUGCCUGCGGGCCCUCGCCAUGGAGUUCCAGACGGUGCACAGCGCGCCGGGCGACCUGCUGUACCACGCCGGGGAGAGCGUGGACAACCUCUGCUUCGUGGUGUCAGGCUCUCUGGAGGUCAUCCAGGACGACGAGGUGGUGGCCAUCUUAGGUAAAGGCGACGUGUUUGGGGACAUCUUCUGGAAGGAGAUGACGCUGGCCCAGUCGUGCGCUAACGUGCGAGCGCUGACAUACUGCGACCUCCACAUCAUCAAACGGGACGCGCUGCAGAAAGUUCUCAACUUCUACUCGGCCUUCGCCAACCACUUCUCCCGAAACCUGCUGCUCACCUACAACCUGAGGAAGAGGAUUGUCUUCCGGAAGAUCAGUGAUGUGAAACGUGAGGAAGAGGAGAUGUUGAAGAGGAAGAACGAGGCUCCUCUCAACCUGCCUCCGGAUCAUCCGGUGCGACGCCUCUUCCAGCGUUUCAGGCAGCAGCGGGAGGCACGGCUCGCCACCGAGCGUGCCGAUCACGACGCUGGUGAUGUGGAGACGGGCGUCGUUCCCCUGGAGAAGCCCAGAGGUCCGGUGGUCCUGGCCUCCACCAGCAUAGUCAUGGUGACGGAGAACCAAUCCACGGCAACCACAUCCUCGACAUCCUCUGCUUCCUCCCGGACGUCCAGCCGAGUCAUGCUCCACGCUCCCGCCACACAAAACGGAAACGUGAUCGGCUGCAAAUCAGCAGAGCCGGCCAAAGCUAAAGGCUGGGGGCGAUUCAAGGAGUCGGUGGUGAAGGCAGAGUCGUGGAGCAGCGUCUCUAAGGCCGAGUCCAUGGAGACGCUGCCCGACAGAACUAAGUCUCACGGCGAGAUGUCCCUUAAGAAAACAGACUCCUGCGACAGUGGCAUCACGAAGAGCGAACUGCGCUUGGACAAUGUCGGAGACGCCCGAACACCGCAGGAGCAAAGCCCGGUCCAGUCGGACGAGAAGAAGGUCUUCUGCACGAUACCGGAGCAGAGCAUUCAGGCGUCUUUCCUCGAGCUGAAACAGGAACUGAGAGGAGACAUCAGAGGUCUGAACAGUCGCAUGGCGGCGCUGGAGACUCAGAUGGCCGAGAUGCUGCAACUUCUCAAAUCCAGGAAGUCUUCGGGUUCUUUCUUCGAGAUCUCGAGGCCUCCGUCGCCCGACUCCGAUGGGGACAGCUUCUGUUAAACUGCGCAUGGAGUCGGUGUGCGGGAGUCUGACCCGACACAUGUCUGACGAGAGUGCCUGACCACAGUGUGAAGCUGAGCCAAUGGCAGUUAAGAGGACGAUGAUCCCGCACAAAAGCACUUUGUUAUGUUCGUAGCAUCGCCCUGCGAGACAUUACAUUACAAACUGGACUGAGGAUAAGGCGGAUUUUCACACUAUAUAUAUAUAUAUAUAAAGUCAUGACAGUCAUGGCACCUUUGGUUCUCAGGAAGGUUUAGACCUUCAUGUGAUUUUGGCAAUAAUAUAAAAGAUGGCUUUACUGUUGUUCUUCAAGACUUUGGUACUGUGAUAAAGGAAACCGUGUUCUAAUGGCAUGUUCCCAAUUACAUACAAAGUCAAUGCAAAGACGCGGCACACGGCGCAAAUGGCGCAAAACAUUUGAACUUGAGCGUCAAAUUCGCGUGUUGCCUUUUUAUCCGGUUAUUGCAAUUAAAAAAACUGCAAAAUAUGUACUUCAAGUAGCGCUGGAAGUGGCAUCAUCAUCCAGACGUAACUUUUACUUCUUGGAGAAGGCAGUAAACAUCACCAAACUCUGCCGGAUGAAAUUUUGAAUCCAGACAUAAUGCCAUUUGAUUUACCGAGGUAUCUGGUGCAGCAAUAAUGUAUUUUCUUCUUUUUUUUGCCAUAUUGAUGACGUAAAGAAACGUUGUUGGUGCCUACAGCUCUACACUGGCGGGUAAUGCAAUUCAACACAAAUGAUCCAAAUAUUAUGAUGCAAAUGGCGCAACUUGAAUAUUUUUUCCGCCCUGGUGUGAACCCGCCUUAUAGCGAUGAUUCGGGUGGAUUUGCCCCAGUCGCUAGCUCUACCAGAUCCUGAAGGGUCCGCUCUCAUUGGCUGUCUUCACACUUCAUU